This is a messenger RNA of Aspergillus nomiae NRRL 13137, 1116 nucleotides long. Its product is annotated as Frag1/DRAM/Sfk1 family protein. The record is from RefSeq and is a predicted model, not a curated record. NCBI's taxonomy places the organism in Eukaryota, Fungi, Ascomycota, Eurotiomycetes, Eurotiales, Aspergillaceae. The transcript has 6 exons. Bases 75 to 908 code for a protein of 277 amino acids. Gene Ontology annotation, cellular component: plasma membrane.
AAGCGCUCUUCUUGGAUUCGACCAAAUACAGAGAUAGAACGAAUUAGAGGGUCAGGAGCGAGGGGGCCAUCAUAAUGUGGAUCAUUUCAUUCUGGAUCUUUCCGGUCAUAUCGGCCUCCAUGUGGAUAGCAAUGCUACUUGCAAUGCUGGGGAAUUGGGCGGUACAGGGCUCGCCGGUAUAUUCUAGUAUGGAAGAGGGACAGACAAUUGCGUACAUCUCCGAUAUUGGCGCACAGGGCCUCAAACCUUUGUUCAUCACCGGAAGUGUAAUAACGGUAGUCUUCCUGGAUCUCUCAUUCAUCGCCGAACGGUGGCUGCGACACGCCGGCCAGUUGGUGCCGAACAAAGGCAGGUUUGACAAGGCUUGUGCCAUUCUUUCUAUAUUCUUCUCGAUUGCGGGCGCCUUGGGGCUCAUUCUCUUGUCGAUUUUCGAUACGCUGCGCCACCCGCACAUGCACGACGGGUUCCUGGUCAUGUUCCUGGUUGGUUACAUCAUAAGCGCGAUUCUGAUUUGUGCCGAGUACCUCCGCCUGGGCGUUUUCUACCGCUCUCAGCAUCGGGUCCUAUUCGCCAGCUUUGUAAUAAAACUCAUGUUCAUUGUCAUUGAGAUCGCCCUCGCCAUUGCCUUUGCCGUCUGCGGCAAGAAAGGCGCUAGCAAGAGAAACGCGGCGGCUGUUUUGGAAUGGGUGAUCGCCCUCAUCUUUACAUUCUAUGUUCUUUCAUUUGUUGUUGACCUGUUACCAUCUGUGCGCACUCGCCGCCACGUUCCACAGGGCGAGAAGCGGAUCGUGAGGUCUGAGAUGGAGAAUGGCAUGGGUCAGCCUAACGCCACGAUUGAGGAGCCAUUAACGACUGACUCGGCCGGGCCUAAUAUGGAUUAUAGCUACUACCGUGGGCAGCGCAUGUGAUCGGCUUGUUUUGAUAUUCUUGCUUUUUAGAGUUGGUUUGGAUUUACGGUGCAUUAGGGUUAUGUAUGUGCUAUAUACCUCGGUGGGGCUGAUUUGAGUUGAUGUAUACGAUCCUUGUUUGGUUUUCUGUCUUCUUUUGGUCUUGUAUAUACCUCUAAUGUUUGGGAGCCUACUGGUUAUAUGAAUAAAACACUCCACAUGGUCAAAG